Vicia faba (fava bean) is the source of this 558-nucleotide messenger RNA. The record is from the annotation of a GenBank genome assembly. Lineage: Eukaryota; Viridiplantae; Streptophyta; Magnoliopsida; Fabales; Fabaceae.
AUGGCUGAUUCUUCAACCAACCCAAAGGAUCAUCAAAAAAAUUCACGUCUCUAUCAUCCCUACCAGCACCUCAACAUUCCCGUCGACAAGCUCUACAACCUCCCCACCUCGCCGGAGCAUCUCUUCCCAGAAGAAGCUUCCAGAAAGCACCGUUCAUGGGCCGACAACCUCCAGUACUACACCGGCACCGGCUACCUCUCGGGUUCCAUCAUCGGAGGCACAAGAGGAACGAUUGAAGGUCUCAAGGCUGCUGAGGCAGGCGAGUCUCUUAAGAUCCGAGUCAACCGUGUUCUUAACUCGGGUGGUCAAGGUGGUCGUAGACUCGGUAACUCGCUUGGGGUUUUGGGAUUGAUUUUUGCAGGAUUGGAGAGUGCUAUGAUUCAUGUUAGGGAUACGGAUGACUUGGUUAACAGCGCGGUUGCCGGACUCGGUACCGGAGUACUUUAUAAGGCUGCGGCUGGGCCUCGAUCGGCUGUUAUUGCUGGUGCUCUAGGUGGAAUUGCGGCGGCUGUGGCAGUUGCCGGGAAACAAGCUUUUAAACGACACAUUCCAAUUUAA